Penicillium argentinense is the source of this 312-nucleotide messenger RNA. RefSeq lists its product as uncharacterized. The record is from RefSeq and is a predicted model, not a curated record. Bases 1 to 312 code for a protein of 103 amino acids. NCBI's taxonomy places the organism in Eukaryota, Fungi, Ascomycota, Eurotiomycetes, Eurotiales, Aspergillaceae. The transcript has a single exon.
AUGCACCCCAAGCUGAUGGACACGCCCUACGCUGUAUCUGACAAGCGGGACCGGACAUACAGCUGGUCCCAGCGCCGUACAAGCUCUGUCGUUAUGGUCUCAUGCACCAUCACUGUUCAGACCCCAUUCUCGAACAUCGAUCACCAAAUUUGCAUCUACAUGAAGCAGGUCCUGUCCCAGCACCAAGAUGCAUUCGAACCUCUCAACCUUGCUCACUGGACCGCCCGAGUCCAACAGGCAUGUACAACGCUAGAAACCAGCCGAGCCUGCUGGAAAGAAACGGAAUGGACCACCGAAACAGUGGGGCACUGA